CGCCACGCCACGCCACGCCCCAUCCGCUUCCGGCCUGGUCUAGUGACAGGGAUCUGUGCGGUGCAGCGCCACAAGUAAAGCUAGUGGUCUCUGGCACUAUGGCUGCCCUACGUGCCAUGCUGCCCCGCGUCAGGGGCCCGCUCCGGCCUCUGUCCCGCUGCCCCGCCCUGCGUCUGUUUUCGUCGGGUACUAACUUUGAAUACAUUGUCACAGAAAAAAAGGGGAAGAAUAGCAAUGUGGGGCUGAUCCGGUUGAACCGUCCAAAUGCACUCAAUGCACUCUGCAAUGGCCUGAUCGUAGAGCUCAACCAGGCACUGGAGUCCUUUGAAGCAGACCCAGCUGUGGGUGCUAUCGUGCUUACCGGCGGGGAUAAGGCAUUUGCAGCUGGAGCUGAUAUCAAGGAAAUGCAGAAUCAGACACUGCAAGAAUGUUACUCUCAAAAGUUCCUAGGUCACUGGGACCAGCUGACGCAGGUCAAGAAGCCAGUCAUCGCUGCUGUCAAUGGUUAUGCUCUUGGUGGGGGCUGUGAGCUUGCCAUGAUGUGUGACAUCAUCUACGCUGGUGAGAAAGCUCAAUUUGGACAACCAGAAAUCCUGCUGGGGACCAUUCCAGGUGCCGGGGGCACCCAGAGACUCACCCGAGCAGUUGGAAAGUCACUGGCAAUGGAGAUGGUCCUCACUGGUGACCGCAUCUCAGCCCAGGAAGCCAAGCAAGCAGGUCUCGUAAGCAAGAUUUUUCCUGUUGAAAAACUGGUUGAAGAAGCCAUUCAGUGUGCAGAAAAAAUUGCCAGCAAUUCCAAAAUUAUAACAGCCAUAGCCAAAGAAUCUGUGAAUGCAGCCUUUGAGAUGACAUUAACAGAAGGAAAUAAAUUGGAGAAGAAACUCUUCUAUUUAACCUUUGCCACCGAUGACCGGAGAGAAGGAAUGACUGCAUUUGUGGAGAAGAGGAAGGCCAACUUCAAAGACCACUGAAAACCAGCUACGUGGGCCUUAUACAUCUUUAGAGAGGAAAAAGCAGCCAUUGGUUUGGAAGCAAAUUGUGUCCUCUUAAAGGGUAGUGUAGGUGAGAUAUGUUUUCUUGCUGAUGGCCAUGGGGCUGUGGCCAUAGUUUGAGCUCUGCUGAACAACUGGCCUUCACUUGGCUGUCAAGAGAGUCAAUCAUGUAUUCUGACCAGAACAGAUUCUUUUAAAUCAAAAGUUCUGCUGAGGAGCCUUCAGGGUAUUUACUUUUUUACUUCACUUCAGGAACUGGGAUACUAGUUUGCCAGGGGUUCCUUUGUGCACAGAUUGAGUCCAGAUGGAAGGUGGGUGCCUGCCCGGUCAUGGUAUUUGUAGGUGCUCAAGGAAAGAUGUUCCUGUCUGUUGAUUUGAACAAAAUAAUGCUGAUUAAAGUAGCUACUUCGA
Molecule: messenger RNA, 1403 nt
Organism: Heterocephalus glaber (naked mole-rat)
Lineage: Eukaryota; Metazoa; Chordata; Mammalia; Rodentia; Bathyergidae
Gene: Echs1
Product: enoyl-CoA hydratase, short chain 1
Biological process (GO): fatty acid beta-oxidation
Cellular component (GO): mitochondrion
Molecular function (GO): catalytic activity
Source: RefSeq, a predicted model, not a curated record